AUGUCCGAAUCCUUAUUACAAUAUGGUAAUCGUAUUCAUAUUUAUACUAAUGUAUGUCAAUUUAUAAUCAAUCAAUUAAAUAUAACAUUUGAUCAAUUAUGUCAAUUUCAUUAUAAUCAUAAUAAUCAUAAUAAUAAUAAUCAACAAUAUGAAUUGGUUAAUACUGAUCUAUUUGUUGAUAAGAAUACAUCUAAUAUAAUAAAUAAUCAUUAUAAUAUAAGUAAUAAAAUACAAAUACAAAAUAGAAUGAAUUAUAUAAGAUUUAUUCAAUCAAAUUUAUAUACUACUAUACAAAUGAAUAUACAAAAAUUAUCUGGAUGGUAUUUAUUAAUUUAUCGUCUUUUAACUAAUAUACCAUCUAUAUUAAUAUGUUUUAUUUAUGGUUUAUUAUUAAAUAAAAUCAAACAAAAUUAUAUUAUGAUUAUACCAUGUAUAGGAUGUAUUCUAACAUGUAUCUUAUUAAUAAUUAAUUUAUUAUUAAAUUUUAAAUUCAAUAAAAAUUCAAUAAUAUUCAUAUUAAUUAGUGGUAUAAUCUAUGGAUUAUUUGGUAAAAGUAAUGCAAUUAAUUUAUGUGUAUAUAGUUAUAUAACAGAAAAUAGUCAAAAAAAUAAACGUACAAAUAUAAUAGGACGUUUAUUAGGAAUAAAUUUUUUUGGUUUAGCUAUUGGUACAUUAUUACUUGGGAUAUUUUAUCGAUUUUUAAGUUAUUUUGAAAUAAUUAUAUUUGUUAUGAUUGGUAAUUUAUUAAUUAUAAUUAUUUUAUUAUUUUUGAUAAAAAAUUCGAAAAAAUCUUUGUUCAAUUCUUCAUCUUCAUCAUCAUCAUCAUCACCAUCAACAACAACAACAACACAAUCAGUAGAAGUAAUGAUGAAUCAAUCUGAUGAAUCACAUGUUGAACAAAGGGAUUUCAAUGAUAACCUUACUGCUAUUACAAAUUCAUGUACAUACAAAGAACAUAAAACAUUUUGUCAAAAUAUAAUUUCUUAUUUAUUAAAACCUUUAUUGAUAUUAAAAUCUUCUUAUCAAUUUCUAUUUCCUAAACGUACUAAUAAUAAUAAUAAUAAUAAUAAUAAUAAUAAUAAUAAUAAUAAACAUAUUUAUAUAUUAAUCUUAUUCAGUACAAUAUUAUUAAAACAAAUCACUAAAUCUGGUGAACAAGAUGUAACUUUAUUAUAUUUAAUGAAUCAAUCAAAUUUAUUAUGGAAUACUGAAUUAUAUACUUAUUAUAUAACAUGUUAUUAUAGUUUAAUGUUUAUACAAUUAAUUAUAUUAUUACCAAUUAUAGAAAAUAAAUUUUUAAUACGUGAUACAACAUUAAUUAUUAUUGGUUUAUUUACUGAAAUGAUACGUUUAUUAAUUUUAAGUUUAUUACAUUAUAAAAUAUUGAUUUUUUUAAGUGUUAUAAUUGGUUCACCAGCAUGUUAUAUAACAACUUGUACAAAAUCAUUAAUAAGUAAAUUAGUAAUAUAUAAUCAUGAAUUAAAUAUAAGUUUAACAAUUAUAUCUAUAAUAGAAAUUAUAGCUAAUUUUAUUGGUGGAUUCUUAUUUAUAUUUAUAUAUAAUAAAACUUUAUUAUAUUAUUCAUCAUUUAUAUUUAUAUUUGAUGUAAUAUUAAAUAUACCAGUUCUUAUUAUAUUUAUAUGGUUAAGAUAUAAAUUAAUUGAAUAUGAAUUAAAUACAAAUUAA
Molecule: messenger RNA, 1686 nt
Organism: Schistosoma margrebowiei
Lineage: Eukaryota; Metazoa; Platyhelminthes; Trematoda; Strigeidida; Schistosomatidae
Source: the annotation of a GenBank genome assembly